Molecule: messenger RNA, 4498 nt
Organism: Lemur catta (Ring-tailed lemur)
Lineage: Eukaryota; Metazoa; Chordata; Mammalia; Primates; Lemuridae
Gene: DGKQ
Product: diacylglycerol kinase theta
Exons: 23
Coding region: 20-2845 (941 amino acids)
Biological process (GO): diacylglycerol metabolic process; intracellular signal transduction; lipid phosphorylation
Molecular function (GO): ATP-dependent diacylglycerol kinase activity
Source: RefSeq, a predicted model, not a curated record
CGGGCGGCUCCGGCCGGGGAUGGCUGCGGCGGCCGAGCCCGGGGCUCACCCCUGGCUGGGCGGCGGCGCCCCGAGGCCCAGCAGCCCGGCCUGCAGCCCGGUGCUGGGCGGCGGAAGCCGCUCGCGCCCGGGGCCAGGGCUGGAGCCGGUCGGCGCCAGAUCCCCGGGUCCAGCCGCCGCGCCGGGCCACAGCUUCCGGAAGGUGACGCUCACCAAACCCACCUUCUGCCACCUCUGCUCCGACUUCAUCUGGGGGCUGGCCGGCUUCCUGUGCGACGUCUGCAACUUCAUGUCCCAUGAGAAGUGCCUGAAGCAUGUGAAGACCCCAUGCACGAGUGUUGCACCCAGCCUGGUCCGGGUCCCUGUAGCCCACUGCUUCGGCCCCCGGGGACUCUACAAGCGCAAGUUCUGUGCCAUCUGCCGCAAGGGCCUGGAGGCGCCUGCACUUCGCUGUGAAGUGUGUGAGCUGUACCUUCACCCCGACUGUGUGCCCUUCGCCUGCAGUGACUGCCGCCAGUGCCACCAGGACGGGCACCAGGAUCACGACACAUACCACCACCACUGGCGGGAGGGAAACCUACCCUCCGGUGCACGCUGCGAGGUCUGCAGGAAGACAUGUGGCUCCUCCGAUGUGCUGGCUGGCGUGCGCUGCGAGUGGUGCGGGGUCCAGGCCCACUCGGUCUGCUCCACGGCGCUCGCCCCAGACUGCACGUUCGGGCGCCUGCGCUCCCUGGUCUUGCCCCCGGCGUGCGUGCGCCUGCUGUCGCGAAACUUCAGCAAGAUGCACUGCUUCCGCAUUGCAGAGACCGUGGCCCUGGAGCCAGGGGAGGGGGAUGACAGUGUGGACGGAGGUGCUGCCACCGGCCCAGGCAGAGAGACGCUGGCACCUGCAGAGUCCAGCAAGCAAACCCUGAAGAUCUUUGAUGGCGACGACUCUGUCAGAAGAAACCAGUUCCGUGUCAUCACUGUCCCCCGCCAGGCCCGGAGCGAGGAGGUGCUGGAGGCGGCGCUGCGGGCCUACUACAUCCCGGAGGACCCUGGCAACCUGGAGCUGCACGCGCUGCCCUUGCAGGCGGGUGACGCCUGGGCCCGUGCCAAGGCCGGGAGUGCCGGAAUCUCGGAGGAGGAGGAGGGCAGCAGAGGCCCGGGGUCGUGCGAGGCCUCGCCCGAGGCCUGGGUCAUCCGGGCUCUGCCCCGUGCCCAGGAGGUCCUGAAGAUCUACCCCGGCUGGCUCAAGGUGGGUGUGGCCUACGUGUCCGUGCACGUGACCCCUCAGAGCACAGCCCGGACGGUGGUGCUGCAGGUCCUGCCGCUGCUUGGUCGCCAGGCUGAGAGUCCAGAGAGCUUCCAGCUGGUGGAGGUGCUCAUGGGCAGCAGGCAGGUCCAACGGACAGUGCUGGCGGAUGAAGAGCUCCUGCUCAACCGGCUUUGGGACAUCCGGCAGACCUCCUUGCGGCAGGUGAGCCAGACGCGGUUCUACGUGGCAGAGAGCAGGGCUGCGGCCCCUCGAGUCUCCCUGUUCAUUGGCGGCUUGCCUCCCGGCUUGUCCCCCCAGGAGUACAGUAACCUGCUGCACGAAGCCUUGGCCACCAAAGCCGCUGUGGUGUCCGUGAGUCACGUCUACUCCUCCCAAGGUGCAGUGGUGCUGGGCAUCACCUGCUUCGCAGAGGCCGAGCGGCUGUACAUGCUGGUCAGGGACACGGCUGUGCAGGGCCAGCUGCUGACCGCGCUGGUGCUCCCGGAUGUGCUGCACUGGAACCUGCCCCCAGACAGCUGCCCCCUCCUCGUGUUUGUGAACCCCAAAAGUGGGGGCCUCAAGGGCCGAGACCUGCUGUGCAGUUUCCGGAAGCUGCUGAACCCUCACCAGGUCUUCGAGCUGACCAACGGGGGUCCUCUUCCUGGGUUCCACCUGUUCUCCCAGGUGCCCUGCUUCCGCGUGCUGGUGUGUGGUGGGGACGGCACCGUGGGCUGGGUGCUUGCUGCCCUGGAGGAAACACGGCACCGUCUGGCUUGCCCGGAGCCUUCUGUGGCCAUCCUGCCCCUGGGCACAGGAAAUGACCUUGGCCGGGUCCUCCGCUGGGGGGCCGGCUACAGUGGAGAGGACCCGUUCUCGGUGCUGGUGUCUGUAGAUGAGGCCGACGCUGUGCUCAUGGACCGCUGGACCAUCUUGCUGGACGCUCACGAGGCUGCUAGUGCAGAGAACGGUGUGGCAGACGCAGAGCCCCCCAAGAUCGUGCAAAUGAGCAACUACUGCGGCAUUGGCAUUGACGCAGAGCUGAGCCUGGACUUCCACCAGGCACGAGAGGAGGAGCCUGGCAAGUUCACGAGCAGGUUCCACAACAAGGGUGUAUACGUGCGGGUUGGGCUGCAGAAGAUCAGCCACUCUCGAGGCCUGCACAGGGAGAUCCGGCUGCAGGUGGAGCAGCAGGAAGUGCAGCUGCCCAGCAUCGAGGGGCUCAUCUUCAUCAACAUCCCCAGCUGGGGCUCAGGGGCUGACCUGUGGGGCUCAGACAGCGACUCGAGGUUCGAGAAGCCACGCAUGGAUGACGGGCUCCUGGAGGUCGUGGGCGUCACAGGCGUUGUCCACAUGGGCCAGGUCCAGGGUGGGCUGCGCUCCGGAAUCCGCAUCGCCCAGGGCUCCUACUUCCGUGUCACACUCCUUAAGGCCACCCCUGUGCAGGUGGACGGGGAGCCCUGGGUCCAGGCCCCCGGGAACAUGAUCAUCUCAGCUGCUGGCCCGAAGGUCCACAUGCUGCGGAAAGCCAAACAGAAGCCCAGGAAGGCCGGGACCUCUAGGGACACCCGGCUGGAAGCCACGCCUGCCCCCGAGGGGGAUCCCAAGUAGAGCUGGCUGAGGCAGCAGGGCAGGCUGAGAGUCUCUGGACCCGCCAUCCUUGUCAUCAGCUCCUCAGGGUACAGCUGUGCUUUGAGUCCACAGUGGCUGGCCUGGUGAUGGACUUGGCCACAGCCCUGAGCAGAGCAUCUUCCUGGGACCCAGGACAUUUCCAGCCCUCUUUCCCAUCCACCGUCACACAGAAACUGCUGGUUGGCUGGGAGGCAUUUCCUUCCUUGCCAGGUGUCAUCACCAUCAAAGAUCUUCAGGGUUUGCUUGCCAGGCCAUGUGACAGGUGGGCUGGCCAGCCCUCUGCCCUGUUGCUGGACGUUCCAGGGGAAGGGGGGGGGGGCCAGGCUGUCCUCCCUUCCUACCCUCCACCUCCCAGCCCCUUGAGCUGGGUAGCGCUGGUACAGGUUGUCUGGGUGAGUCUGACCUUAUUUUGUGCCCCUCAGGCCAUCCCCCUGGACCGUGGCUCUGUAGGGACCCUGGGUGUGUCCCUGCCCAGCAGAUAGAGAAUGCUGCCAACUCCUCCUGGCCUCACUGCCCACCCUGGCCAGGUGGUGUGGGCAGUCCGUGUUGUGGGGUGCCGGUCGGUGGUGACCUCGUCUGCCUUGGGCAGUGUCUCAGCCUUACCACCAUAGGCCAUGAGCACAGCUGCAGGAGCAGCGCGGGCUGCGCCCGGUCUGGCUGCCUUUGCUUCUCUGAUGCCCUGAGGCCGGGUGAGUUUGGUGCUGCCCACGUGGCAGCCGGAGUGUGGGCUGGGCCCUGGGUGUCCCCUCCAGCCCCAAAGGUGGGGCAUUCAGCACCCAGAACGGACCAGAAGCAGAAACUCCUCUGAUGCCCUGAGGCUGGGUGGCCCAGAGGUUUAUGGAAGCAUGUGUAACUCCUGGCACACGCGGAGGGGCUGGCUUUGACCCCCUCCACUCCCACUUUAGCACCUUACAUGCCACUUGCCAACAGUCAGUUCUCCCAUGUUAAUGCGUAGACACUCCCGUGCCUCCCAGCCCCCAUGGCUCUGUGGACGGUGCUGCUGGCCAGGCCAUGCUUGGGGUGAUGAGCUAACAGAUGGCCUAGCCAGAGUGAGACAAUCUGCGUUUGUCCCGCGUCUGAGGAUGGCAUGUUUCACACAUCAGACCCCCGGAGUCUGACUUCCCCAAGGAAAGGGUCCCCUAGGCUGGAUCUUCUAUUUGCUUAUGGGGCACAGCUGGCCUGGCCCUCCCUCUCUGGGCCGGGGUUGUCCCAAGUUUGGCCUUCACCUCAGAAGUGGCUCUGGUUUGGCUUCAGGAAUGUAUGGCCCAGCCUAACCUACAGCCUCCUGGGGGGUCUCGCUGCCACCCCCCCAUCCUGCUUCUGCCAAAACUGCACAGACAAAUGCAUUGUAAUGGCCAUUUGUGGCCGCCAGUGUAUACAUUCCUCAUGUCUGCAUCACUUGUGAUCUUUAAAGCAAGUCCUUAAUGGUGUAAUUAGUUUUUGCUUUGCAAGCCCUGGUGUUGAUUUUGUUCUGUAGGAAUUAUUUGUACAUUGUGUCUACGUGACUUGUCCUUCUGUAUUUAAGUGAGUCUGUCUGCCCAGAUGGGGUCUGCAUCCCUGGUGCAUGGGUCCCUCCGUGUGUAACUUAUCACUACCUGAAUGUAACAGUAAAUUAUAUCCGGGACAAAUACA